Messenger RNA from Ophidiomyces ophidiicola, 531 nucleotides. RefSeq lists its product as uncharacterized. Gene Ontology annotation, cellular component: ribonuclease H2 complex. Gene Ontology annotation, biological process: RNA catabolic process. The transcript is spliced from 4 exons. The coding region runs from base 1 to 531 and encodes 176 amino acids. The record is from RefSeq and is a predicted model, not a curated record. Lineage: Eukaryota; Fungi; Ascomycota; Eurotiomycetes; Onygenales; Onygenaceae.
AUGUCUUCAAAAGAAGGAAUGCUGGCUCUACGCGCCUCUGAAAACCCCAAGCAUCCAGCACCAGUGUUCAAGCCAAAUAUUCUACCAUGCAAGAUCCAUCACAAUGGCCCAAUAGACGUCUCCACGCGACACUGGGACCCAACGGCAGAUAAAGAAAACCCACAACUAGCCACAUCGUAUUUUCGCGGGCGAAAACUUCGCGGCAGGCGAGUCGCGCUGCCAGAAGGGUAUCAAGGCGUGGUCGCUACACCCACGGACAAGAAGCUAGAAAAAAAGGCGCCAGAUGAUCUGCCCUAUGGGAGCAGCCGCAGCUUGACUGGCGCUGACUGCGAUGACCAGGGUGACGAUGAUGUUGAACCGCCUCCAACUAUUCUAGAAAUGCGAGGUACAUUCAAUGAGCUUAUGGUGUGGGACCAUGAGAGAAUACCCGUUGCAGAUGACCCGUUCGUGAAGGGCAUAAUCUGGUUUCCAAAGCUAAGUGAUUUGGAGAUGCACUCCGAUGGCAGUCAGGCAGUUACUCCAAAGAAUUAG